GGAAACCAAGCUCCGGCAACAACAGAGGAAUGGUAUAAAAGAUGAACGCACCAGACAUGAGCCAGGGUUGCCAGCAAUUCUUGAAGAAUUAACACGGUUCAAAUAAAUCUUACAGGAGGAAUAAAGAUGAUGCGUUGGUCUAUUACAACUUUAAUGUUGGUGGCUUGUCUAUUCAAAUUUGGAGAUGCUGUCCCUACCUUUACAACUCCAGCUAAUGGAGUAGGAAGUGUAAACUUGGAUGAGAAUGUAGCUGCUGGUCACAGAGUGAUAACUGUUGCAGCAACUGUAACAACAGGUCAAACUCUUACACGGUUUACUUUGAUAACGCGAAACACUCCUUUUGUUUUAGGAGCAACAACCGGGGUACUUUCAGUCUACAGUCCUACGAUUGAUUAUGAGACUACAAAAACUUACGUAUUAACUAUAGAAGUUGUUGAUAGCUUGCCAUCAACAGCAACAGCUACACUGUCAGUUUUAGUCCAAGAUGAAAAUGAAGCUCCUUCGUUCUCAGCUGCAAGAUACUCCGUAUGUGCGAAAGAUGGUUCUGCAGUAGGUACGACAGUGACUUCUUUUACAGCAACCGAUCCAGAAGACGACGACCCUUUGACGUACAGCAUACAAAGUGGAAACACAGACACUGAUUUCAGCGUUGAAACAUCAUUCCUGGGAACAACAUACCUUACAGUAGCAAAGAUGCUUAAUAGAUGUGCAAAACCAAGUUAUACUCUUGAUGUUCAAGUCUCGGAUGGCUCUUUAACUGAUUCAGCCACUUUUGAUGUAACAGUUUCAACUGCUUGUGAAAAUGGAGCCUCAGCUCGCGUCUCCAGCCUUGCAGCUUUACUUAUAGGUCUCAUCUACGCAAUGGACUUUUCUCUCUUUCGUAAUUAAUUCCUCGAAUUUGACCGGCUAACAAGACACAGAUAUAGUGUAAACUGCUGACAACAUAUUAUAUUUAUAUGUUUGA
Molecule: messenger RNA, 964 nt
Organism: Ruditapes philippinarum (Manila clam)
Lineage: Eukaryota; Metazoa; Mollusca; Bivalvia; Venerida; Veneridae
Product: cadherin EGF LAG seven-pass G-type receptor 2-like
Exons: 5
Coding region: 127-888 (253 amino acids)
Biological process (GO): homophilic cell-cell adhesion
Cellular component (GO): membrane
Molecular function (GO): calcium ion binding
Source: RefSeq, a predicted model, not a curated record